Messenger RNA from Propithecus coquereli (Coquerel's sifaka), 1080 nucleotides. It is a transcript of the gene MAB21L1, whose product is annotated as mab-21-like 1 (C. elegans). The transcript has a single exon. Bases 1 to 1080 code for a protein of 359 amino acids. Lineage: Eukaryota; Metazoa; Chordata; Mammalia; Primates; Indriidae. The record is from RefSeq and is a predicted model, not a curated record.
AUGAUCGCGGCCCAGGCCAAGCUGGUGUACCAUCUGAAUAAAUACUACAACGAAAAAUGCCAAGCCAGGAAAGCUGCCAUUGCCAAAACUAUCCGGGAAGUCUGCAAAGUAGUUUCCGACGUCCUGAAGGAAGUGGAAGUGCAGGAGCCGCGGUUCAUCAGCUCUCUCAACGAGAUGGACAAUCGCUACGAGGGCCUCGAGGUCAUCUCCCCCACCGAAUUCGAAGUGGUGCUUUAUCUUAACCAGAUGGGGGUGUUCAACUUCGUGGACGACGGCUCGCUGCCCGGCUGCGCGGUGCUGAAGUUGAGCGACGGGCGCAAGAGGAGCAUGUCCCUCUGGGUGGAAUUCAUUACCGCCUCCGGCUACCUCUCGGCGCGCAAAAUCCGGUCCAGGUUUCAGACGCUGGUGGCUCAAGCGGUGGACAAAUGUAGCUACAGGGAUGUGGUAAAGAUGGUGGCAGACACCAGCGAAGUGAAACUGAGAAUCCGAGAUAGGUACGUGGUGCAGAUCACCCCGGCUUUUAAAUGCACCGGGAUCUGGCCGAGGAGUGCUGCCCACUGGCCACUUCCCCACAUCCCCUGGCCGGGACCCAACCGGGUGGCGGAGGUCAAAGCGGAAGGUUUCAAUCUCUUGUCCAAGGAGUGCCACUCCCUGGCCGGCAAGCAGAGCUCCGCCGAGAGCGACGCCUGGGUGCUGCAGUUCGCGGAAGCGGAGAACAGACUGCAGAUGGGGGGCUGCAGAAAGAAAUGCCUCUCCAUCCUCAAAACCUUAAGGGAUCGUCACCUUGAACUGCCGGGCCAGCCCUUGAACAAUUACCAUAUGAAGACUUUGGUUUCCUACGAGUGUGAAAAGCAUCCCCGGGAGUCGGACUGGGACGAGUCUUGCCUGGGCGAUCGGCUGAACGGGAUUUUGCUGCAACUUAUCUCCUGCCUGCAGUGCCGGCGGUGUCCCCAUUACUUUCUACCGAACCUAGAUCUGUUUCAAGGCAAACCUCACUCGGCCCUGGAAAACGCUGCCAAACAAACGUGGCGACUGGCAAGAGAAAUCCUGACCAACCCGAAAAGUUUGGAAAAACUUUAG